This is a messenger RNA of Penicillium cosmopolitanum, 1638 nucleotides long. Its product is annotated as F-box protein. The record is from RefSeq and is a predicted model, not a curated record. The coding region runs from base 1 to 1638 and encodes 545 amino acids. The transcript has 3 exons. Gene Ontology annotation, molecular function: protein binding. NCBI's taxonomy places the organism in Eukaryota, Fungi, Ascomycota, Eurotiomycetes, Eurotiales, Aspergillaceae.
AUGCUCUCCGAUUUGCCAUCGGAGAUCAUCUAUCACAUUGCAAUCUAUUUACCGACCGCAAAUGCAUUGGCAAACCUGUCGCAAACUUGUCACAGGCUGUACAAGAUUAUCUCCGCAGAUGAGUAUCGACUUUUCCGAGCCUUAGUGCAAAGCAAAUUUCCCUGUACCCCCGCACCAGCGUUCUGGAAGGAUGCAGCGCCUGCAAUUGAUUCCUACGAGAUAUGGAAUGGUGCGGCCUGGGCAGAUCGGAAAGAAGUGCUCGCGUGGGGUGCGGCACAUCAACUCGUUGUGCGGGUAAAGCAUUCGGGCAAGAACCCACAAGAGAAUUGGGUUCUUUUCAAUGACCUGGAAGAUGUCAGUAGCUACGAGGAUAUCUGUGGCGUGCAUCUCAUGCGAGCAGAGUCGAGCAAGGAGGGCGAUACAGAAAAUUUGGUAUUUGGCCGCAGGAGGGGCGACAUUAUCCACCUUGCGAUUUCUCCUACUCAAGAACACCAUGAGUAUCGGAAAAGGUUCAAGACAUAUGGCUUGGAACUUGACAGAACAGAUGUCAGUCAAGGCGCACACUCGACACUAUCCGCUCACUUUGACGAUGGAUCGAUUGCAUUCUACAACACCGUCAGUGAUGAAGAGGAGGUCGAAGCAUUCGCCUGGAUCCGCAAUGAGACGGGCAGCCUAGGGCGUAGUCGUUACUCAAAACUGCUAUCCCCUUCGAAAGUCGCAGUGGCGACCGGAGAAAUGGAAAGUUCUCUUUCGAUUUCAACAAUUUCUCCUGAUGGGGUCUCCCUUGAUCGGGUGGUAGAUGUUCAUUCUUUGGACAUAGAGGAGCGCAUCAAUCGCGUCCAUGCUAGUGUUACUUCGAUUGCGCCUCUCGAUACUCUACAAUCUCACAUCGAGUCCCCGGGUAACAUAUUCCUUGCUGCAUGGGGUGAUCGUACUAUACGACUUCACGAUCUUCGUUCCCCGAGAUCUUACGAAAAAACAUAUCGCGAUACAACAGAUGGAAAUAUUGUGUAUUGCGUGCAUCCGAUUGGAAAUGAUCGCUUUUUGGCUGGGUCUAGUGGUGAUGGUUUGGUGAAAAUGUUCGACUUGCGCAUGGGGAGAAGCUACAAUUAUCAAGAAGCGCAAAAGCCACAGGCAUCAAAGAAAAGCAAUAGAGAAGAUCGACCAAGUAUGGAUUUUUCCAUGUUUCUAUCCGCCAAUCUCCCACCAGAUCUCACACGCCAUAUUCCUCGCCCUCACAGGAGGGGCCGUCAAUCCUAUCGUGGCCCCAUCUACAGCAUGUCCACUCCAUCUCCAUCCUCGCCAACUGUGUAUACUGGCGUUGUGGACGGUAUCAUCCGCCUUGAUUUUGCCUCUACAGACGACUUGACUGGCCCAGUGAAGGAAUGGUACGACUAUAACCUCGGUCUAGGCGUGGAAAAAGGACAGCCUGGUGUUGCGGCCGCCGAAGAUCAAGUGUUUAAAAUUGCGGGCUAUGAACGCCCGGCUCAGGAUGAUUACACUACCACUUCUAAGCUGCGUACGCAGCAUGGAUACUGGUAUAUGAUGCCCAAUGACCUGGAGAAUGAGGUGGUGACUGGCUGGGAUAGGCGAUGGGAGCCGCUCGCGAAACCUGGUGCAUGGAGAAGGCGGGAUUAA